This is a messenger RNA of Funneliformis geosporum, 1245 nucleotides long. NCBI's taxonomy places the organism in Eukaryota, Fungi, Glomeromycota, Glomeromycetes, Glomerales, Glomeraceae. The record is from the annotation of a GenBank genome assembly.
AUGGCCAAUAAAAUUACACGUGAAAAUAUUGGAAGCCCAAACGCACCAUUCUAUACCCCACCAUCAGGAACUUUAGUCAAAACUACCCAAUCUAAUGGCGUCAUUUCAAAAAUCCCAUCAUUAUUUACAUCGUUAAAAAUUCGUGGUAUAACCUUACCAAAUAGGAUAGCUUUAUCCCCAAUGUGCAUGUAUUGCGCGGCGGGAGAUGGUACCUUGACAGAUUGGCAUUUAGUACAUCUAGGUCAAUUUGCCCUGAGAGGUGCGGGGUUAAUUAUGGUAGAAGCUACGGCCGUGACACCUGAAGGUAGAUUAAGUCCACAAGAUUCGGGAUUAUGGAAAGAUGAACAAAUUGCUCCAUUGAAAAGGAUCGUAGAUUUUGUUCAUUCUCAAGGUGUUAAAAUUGGUAUACAACUAGCUCAUGGAGGUAGAAAAUCUUCUACGAUAGCUCCUUUUAUUAAUGCAAAGGCUUAUGAAAAUAAUAAAAUUACAUUUCCUCAGUUGUUACCUGAAGAAUUUGGUGGAUGGCCAAACGAUGUGUUUGGACCUUCACCUGUUCAAUGGGAUGCUGAGCAUGCUAAUCCAAAAGAGUUGACUAUAGAACAAAUUCACAUGAUUCAAGAAGCUUUUGUUGCAGCUGCUAAACGUGCCGAAAAGGCGGGAUUUGAUAUAGUAGAAUUACAUUACGCUCAUGGUUACCUUGCUCAUGAAUUUUUUUCUCCUAUUUCUAAUAAACGUACAGACAAAUAUGGAGGUUCAUUUGAAAAUCGUGUUAGAUUUGGGUUGGAAACCGCAAAAAAGGUUCGGGAGAUUUGGUCAGAGGAUAAACCUUUAUUUGUUAGAAUUUCUGCUACAGAUUUAGUUGAAGAUGAUGAGGAAGAUAGUUGGGAAAUAAAACAAUCCGUUGAAUUAUCCAAAUUAUUUAAAGAUCUCGGUGUUGAUUUAAUUGACGUCUCUUCCGGUGGUAAUACCCCUAAACAAAAAUUGCUUCUUAAAGAACUUUACCAAGUUCCUUUUGCUGAAGAGAUUAAGAAAAAUGUUGAUAUUAAUGUUGCGGCCGUUGGUAAAAUUAAUGAUCCUAAACUUGCCAACGGUAUUGUGGAAAAUGGUCAAGCUGAUUUGGUAUUUAUAGGAAGAGGUUAUUUGGCUGAUGGUAAUUGGGCUAUAAGGGCCGCUAAAGAAUUAGGCGUAAUUAUCCAAACUCCUGUGCAAUAUCAUUACGUGAUCAAGAAUAUGAUGAAACUUUGA